UAGAAACUCCCCCUUUCCCUUCUACCUCACCUCUAUCAGCACAGCUCCUCCUUUUCUCCCUUCUUCCAUCGCCUGCCCACAUCAUUCCCAUGCAAGCUCUUAUCUCCCUCACCUCCUCCCGUCCCUUCCACCUCUCACCCCUCCCCUCCAAACGCCCAGUCCCCCUCCCUUCUCUUCCUUUCCACUACCACCACCGUCACAACCACCACUCCAAAAAAACCCAUCACCACGUCUUCUCUCCAACCAAAACCACCAGACUCAACACCCAGCUCUCCUCCUCCCCCGCCACAACCACCACCGAUCUCCCCGGCGACGAGAAAUUCGACUGGUUCGCCCAGUGGUACCCGCUCGCCCUGGUCAUCGACCUCGACAAGCGGGCCCCCAACGCCAAGACGGCGAUGGGCCACGAUGUGGUGAUCUGGUGGGACCGGCAGGAGGGCCGGUGGCAGGUGUUCGACGACCGGUGCCCCCAUCGCCUCGCUCCGCUCUCCGAGGGCCAAGUCGACCCUUGGGGCCGCCUCCAGUGCGUCUAUCAUGGAUGGUGCUUCGACGGCGCCGGCAGCUGCAAGCACAUCCCCCAGGCGCCGCCAAACGGCCCUCCGGUUCAAACGUUCAAAGAGGCAUGUGCAGCUGUUUAUCCCUGUGUCGAGCAGAACAAGAUUGUGUGGUUUUGGCCGAGCACCAAUCCCGAAUACAAGGAUAUUUUGAUGAAGGAAAGACCUCCCUACAUUCCAGAGUUGGAUGACCCAUCGUACAAGUCUGCAAUGGGAACGAGAGAUCUUCCGUAUGGGUAUGAAGUCCUGAUGGAAAACCUCAUGGACCCUGCUCAUGUUCCAUAUGCACACCAUGGAAUAAUCAGACUUCCAAAACGUGAAGUUCCUGGCAGAGCUAAGGCUGAUCGAGAAGGAGGGUUUCCCAUAGAGAUAACAAUUGAGACAUUAAAUAUAACUGGCUUCCUUGCAAAGCAGGGCCUUGGCUAUCCCAAGUUUGUAGCACCAUGUAUCUUUUAUGCUAUGCCUCCCUCAAAUGAUGGUUCUGUUUCAGCUUUGAAUAUCCAAGAGGUAUCUUCAACUAAGUCCCAGCCGAAACAACGUAGGCACCUGCUUAUUUUUAUGUGUAUUCCAGUUAGUCCUGGAAGAAGCAGAUUGAUUUGGGUCUUCCUAAGAAAUUUCAAUGAUCGGGUAGAACAACUUUUUCCUCGGUGGAUGAAUCAUGUGGUAAUGAAUCUUAUUCUAGAUUCAGAUCUGUACCUUCUUCAUGUUGAGGAGCAUAAGAUUGCCAAGGUUGGCCCUUCUAAUUGGCAAAAAGCUUGUUUUGUGCCAACUAAGUCAGACACCUUGGUGGUUGCCUUCAGAAAUUGGCUAAGAAAAUAUUCCAACAAUCAGGUUGACUGGGGAACUCUAUCUACUGGAUACCUUCCACCAACUGCUACCAAAGAACAGCUUAUGGACAGAUACUGGUCCCAUGUUGUGCAGUGCAGCAGCUGUCGUGUGGCUUUAAAAGGCCUGAGAAUAUUUGAGGUUUUUCUGCAAGUUAUUUCAAUAGCCUUCAUUGCAAUUGUUGCAGCUGCCAAGCAGGGUUUGAUGUCAAACAUCACAAGGAUUGCUUUUGCCUCGACAGCGGUAUUGUGCUUCCUCGCAUCCAGGUUAGUACCUGUGACUACAAGAGAUAUGUCAAGUUACAUUACAAAGUUAUUGUACUCCUCAUGAUCAUGAGUAUCAAAGUUGUUGGACUCCCCAAGAAGCCGAGAGUGUGUCCAAAAUCCAGGAGCCAUUGGUGUUGACGAGAACAUCACCAUGCUGCUCAAUAUGUCAUCAUCGGCCUCGUCCACUCAGGCAUCUGGCUUGAGACUGAUAGCUUCAAAGACGACGGCCUCACAGGUGUUGUUCCUCGCCGACGGAAGGGCAAGUGCGAGAGCAGGGCCGUUCUAACUCGAGCCUCUGCAAUAAAGCCUACAGAGGCUAGAAAGGAUCUUAGUCGAAGAAAGCAAGCAAGAGAUCGAGUUGAAAGAACAAAUUCGAGGAUUUAUGAGGCUUUGGGACGAGAUCUACCAACCUCUUUGGUCGCGAGGAGACGCUUCAAGCAAUGGAACUUGGGAUUGGAGGCGGCCGCGAGAUAAUGGGAACUCUUAUUUACCUUAUAACAAGCCAUUAUAAUGCUAAAUAACUUGUUAUAACAAUUAUUAUUAUUUUCUCCGAUUAUUCUAUAAAAUAAAUAAUACAUUAGAGUGGGGAGCUUGAAACAA
Molecule: messenger RNA, 2245 nt
Organism: Elaeis guineensis (African oil palm)
Lineage: Eukaryota; Viridiplantae; Streptophyta; Magnoliopsida; Arecales; Arecaceae
Product: protochlorophyllide-dependent translocon component 52, chloroplastic
Cellular component (GO): cytoplasm
Molecular function (GO): chlorophyllide a oxygenase activity; 2 iron, 2 sulfur cluster binding
Source: RefSeq, a predicted model, not a curated record